ACACUUUAUUAAACAGUACCAAUUGGUCUCUCCACCUACUUCCAGCUCCCCGCCAUUGCUGCUGCUCUCUUCAUUUCUCACACAAUGGCAAUCGCCUCCAAUUCCAUCGUCUCUUUCGCUCACCGCUCACUGAGUCAGCCCGGAACGCAUUCCCACCCUCUCCUUUCCUCUUUUGUUUCUUUGCCCCCGUCUCCUUCACUCUCUCUAAAACUCACCCACCACUCCAUCUCGCCACUUCACUGCUCUUCAAAUGUACCCGACACCACUGAAAAUGGCAACCCCAUCGAAACAAGGUACCCAGCUUUUCCUACUGUGAUGGACAUCGAUAUGAUAAGAGAGAUAUUACCCCACAGGUUUCCAUUUUUGCUGGUGGAUAGAGUGGUAGAAUAUAAUCCGGGGGUAUCAGCUGUUGGUAUAAAGAAUGUGAGUAUAAAUGAUAACUUUUUCCCUGGACACUUCCCUGAGAGGCCUAUAAUGCCUGGUGUUCUCAUGGUUGAGGCAAUGGCACAAGUCGGAGGUGUGAUUAUUAUGCAACCUGAAGUGGGAGGUUCACAAGAAAAGUUUUAUUUUGCUGGAAUCGACAAAGUGAGGUUUAGGAAACCUGUCAUUCCAGGAGAUACUUUGGUCAUGAAGAUGACACUUAUCAAACUCCAGAAGCGGUUCGGAAUAGCAAAAUUGGAAGGGAAAGCAUACGUUGGAGGUGACUUGGUAUGUGAGGGUGAGUUCCUGAUGGCUACUGGUAGUAAUUGAUAAGACUCGAUAUUUAUCCAUAUGUUUCCUCCAAUUUUCCGUAAAUUAUUGAAACAUGGUCAGCUCGAGGCUUUUAUUCUAUAUUGAUCCC
Molecule: messenger RNA, 841 nt
Organism: Hibiscus syriacus
Lineage: Eukaryota; Viridiplantae; Streptophyta; Magnoliopsida; Malvales; Malvaceae
Product: 3-hydroxyacyl-[acyl-carrier-protein] dehydratase FabZ-like
Exons: 4
Coding region: 85-750 (221 amino acids)
Biological process (GO): fatty acid biosynthetic process
Molecular function (GO): hydro-lyase activity
Source: RefSeq, a predicted model, not a curated record